Hypoxylon trugodes is the source of this 1571-nucleotide messenger RNA. RefSeq names its product oxaloacetate Acetylhydrolase. Bases 41 to 1309 code for a protein of 422 amino acids. Gene Ontology annotation, molecular function: catalytic activity. NCBI's taxonomy places the organism in Eukaryota, Fungi, Ascomycota, Sordariomycetes, Xylariales, Hypoxylaceae. The record is from RefSeq and is a predicted model, not a curated record. The transcript has 5 exons.
CGUACAAGUAAGUGAGUGGUUGGGAAGGAAUAUAAAUUUCAUGUCUCCCCAAUUGUCCAACUUGAGUCUGUUCCUCUCGACAUCAGCACUGGACAGCCUACGCACUGAGAUUAAGAACCUUCAUUCUACUUACAACGAAACGUACCAGUUAAUCAUGGCUCUCCCUGUAGUUAUGCCUCACGAUCCUCGACCCAGACUGGAGGAUCAAACUGAUAUGAUUCUCCAAACGGCAGUGGGCUUUAUUCCCAACAAAUUUACUGAGCCAAUCAAGCAAAAUCUUUUGAUCAAUACAAUAGAGCUUCCGGAGAACGACAGCAGCACUGCUUCCACGCCAGCAGACAUCGUUACGGACCCCCCUUCUGUGGAUGGCUCGCUUCAACUCGAUCAUGUUGCUGCUAGCAUCAUCGAGCCGUCUUCUGGAGCUAAGAAGCUCCGUAAGAUGUUACUCGAGACUAACGAGCUGAUCGUUUGCCCUGGGGUUUAUGAUGGGCUUUCCGCACGUACGGCGAUGGAGCUUGGUUUCAAUGCACUAUAUAUGACAGGAGCAGGGACUACGGCUUCACGUAUUGGGCAACCAGACCUGGCAAUUGCUCAGUUGCAUGAAAUGAGAGAGAACGCUGAGAUGAUUGCUAACCUUGACCCUUUUGGUCCACCUUUGAUCGCCGACAUGGAUACAGGCUACGGUGGCCCCAUCAUGGCUGCUCGCACCGUGGAGCAAUACAUUCGCGCCGGCGUGGCGGGUGCCCAUUUGGAAGAUCAAGUACUUACUAAGCGCUGCGGCCAUCUCAGUGGCAAGAAGGUUGUGCCACAUGACGAAUACAUAUCGCGUAUUAGAGCUGCACAUGCAGCGCGUGUGCGAAUGCAAUCUGAUUUCGUACUGAUCGCAAGAACCGAUGCUCUUCAGGCCCUUGGGUACGAUGAGUGCAUAUCUCGACUUCGGGCAGCCCGAGAAGAGGGCGCAGAUGUUGGGCUUCUAGAAGGAUUCACCUCUAAAGCUCAAGCAGCACAAGCUGUGAAGGACCUGGCACCGUGGCCGCUAUUGCUAAAUUCGGUUGAGAAUGGAAAAAGCCCUGUUAUCACCGUUGGUGAAGCUCGUGAAAUGGGAUUCCGCAUUAUGAUCUUCAGCUUUGCUACGUUGGCGCCCGCGUACGUGGCUAUACGCGAAACCCUAACCCGGCUAAAGAAUGAGGGUGUAGUCGGUACACCUAAACACAUCACGCCCUUGAAACUUUUUGAAGUAUGUGGGCUGCAGCACAGCAUGGCCGUGGAUAAGGGUGCCGGAGGCAUGUCGUUUGCAGAUGGGCUGUAAAGCGAGCCAUAUGGUGUCGGCUCUAAUAUAUUCACCAAUCCUUGAGUUAAUCCGGUGUUGUUUUGUCUGCGUUUUAGUACAUACUUUACUAGACAAGUAACUGUCUCUUUGGAAUAAAUAGACCUUUACCGUACUAAUUUACUUCUUGCUCUCUUGACAUGGGCGCGACGAUUCAGAAUAGGGCGAUAUUCCCGAACAAUGUUAUGCAGCUUAGUAACUGACGAAUCUUGUCAAUGGGGGCUCUUUUGGUAACCCUAGAAUC